Molecule: messenger RNA, 1981 nt
Organism: Bursaphelenchus xylophilus (pine wood nematode)
Lineage: Eukaryota; Metazoa; Nematoda; Chromadorea; Rhabditida; Aphelenchoididae
Source: the annotation of a GenBank genome assembly
AUGGCGAACAAAGAGAACAUGGUAAGUACGUUGUUUCCGGCGUCAAUAAAGUACCUAAAAUAAGGAGAAUUUAAAGGGGAUUCGUCUUUUAUUCCAAUGCGUUCAAAUUUAAAGGAAAGUCCUCUACCGUAUAAACUGUGUACAAAAUUUACCUCAAUACUAGUCGCGGAAAAAAGUCCUUAGAAUUUUUCGCGGCCCCCAAAUCUCGUCGCACCCCGAAAUGUUGAUUUGUCGCGGGAAUCGCGCGCGACAAUAAGGCAAAAACAAGAAAAUUGCACAGUGCAAAAGCACUUUUCGGGUUCAUGCACAGUGCAGAGUCGCAGAAAAUUCUAUCAGUCUGUCGGAAAAAUAACGGCGGAUCGCCGCAGCAAAAUGUCUCGCCUCGCCGCUAUCGCGCACCAAAUCCCAAGUCGCGGCUUGCAGUCGCAAAGCGAUGAUGGGCGAUUCGGAGGCGCGACGAUCCGCCGUUUUUUUCCCGACAGACCGAUAAGGACUUUUUUCCGCGACUAGUACUUUGUAAACCUUUUUUCGUAUAUUAUAUACUAGACCCCAUUCGCGAGGCGUUUGUUUGGCGGGAAGAAAACGAGCGGGACGUUUAUGAAUUUCGGAAAUACGCUGAAACUCAUUCGUCCAUCUCGAAUAAUUUAGGUAGAAAUCCCGAAAUUGAAGUCGAAGAACCGAUUACUGCCUAAUUUUGUCAUUACGACACAUUUUUUGGAAUAGGACGAAAAAUUGUUUUACAAAUUUCUGAAAAUUUGUGGUAGCAAAUUUGGUGUUCAAAUUGCGUCACUAUCAAUAAUGCCGUCUAACUUCAUUGAUGAGGUAGAUAUCUAAGAUUUGUUUGUUUCGACGUCAUGGUUAAUACAAAUUGUUUGCAUUUCUUGUUUAGAACCAUUUGGAUGCCGAUGAGCCCCUGCUCUACGACGAUCCAGGUCGAUUCACCUUGUUUCCUCUGAAGUACCACGACAUUUUUGGCUACUACAAGAAGGCCGUUAACUGUUUCUGGGUACCUGAAGAAGUAAAACUCGAAGAUGACCUGGAUGAUUGGCACAAGCUGAAGGAGGAAGAAAGAUUCUUCAUCUCUCGCGUUCUGGCCUUUUUUGCGGCUUCGGAUGGAAUCGUUAACGAGAAUCUGAUCGAGCGUUUCAAUGCCGAAGUGAAACUUCCUGAGGCUAGGUGUUUCUAUGGAUUCCAAAUUAUGAUGGAGAACAUUCACUCGGAGAUGUACUCUAUUCUGAUUGAUACAUAUAUCAGUGAUGUAGCUGAAAAGUAAGGUUUGAUUUUAUUUUUUUGUUAUUACGUAUAUCUUUAGGCACAAGAUGUUCAAUGCCAUCCAGGAAUUCGAGUUCAUCAAGAAGAAGGCCGAUUGGGCUAUGAAGUGGAUCUCUGAUGAGAGAUCUUCUUUCGGAACAAGACUGGUCGCUUUUGCUGCUGUGGAGGGCAUAUUCUUCUCGGGCAGUUUUGCUUCCAUCUUUUGGUUGAAGUCUCGUGGUUUAAUGCCUGGACUGGCUCAGAGCAAUGAGUUGAUCUCUAGGGAUGAGGCAAGAUACUUUGCACAAUACGGGUUAUUGUUGCAGCAAUUGACAAUGGUUUAAUAUUACUGUUUCAGGGUCUUCAUCGUGACUUUGCUUGCAUUCUCUUCAAGCACUUGAAGCAUCGUCCAACCCAAGCUGAAGUGCACGCGAUCAUCAGGGAGGCUGUUGAGAUCGAAAAGGAAUUCUUGGUGGAUGCCCUUCCUUGUAAGAUGAUUGGAAUGAAUUCUGAUAGGAUGUGCCAAUACAUUGAAUACGUAGCUGACCAUCUCCUGGAAGAACUCGACCUCCCUAUCAUUUACAAAUCCUCCAAUCCUUUCCCAUUUAUGUCCAACAUCUCUUUGGAAGGAAAGACCAACUUCUUCGAAAGAAGAGUCACCGAAUACAAGAAGGUUGACACUCAGAGCAAGGAUGAAGUCCAUGACUUCUCUAUGACUGCAGACAUUUAA